UGGCAACCCUGCUUGUACGGCGGGAGAGCGUUGAUUGGUUAACCUAAAAGUCGCGUGUUUAAACAUCUCGUCGACCGCAGAGUAGCGCUUGAAUUACGAUUGAAUUUCGGUCGAACGAAGGGAAUCCAGGUUCCGGAAGGAAUCGAGAAGAAGGACAGAUAUUUUCGAGCGGGCGCGUAAACCUGGAGCUCGAUUUCCGCUCGCUCCGGGUGGCCUGAGAUGACAGGUAUGUUUCGAGCGGCGACGUAAGAUGAUCCUGAGGAGUUUCCCGUUCGCGCAAUGGGUCCUGAUCCUGUUCCUCGCCAUCGUGAUAUUCUAUCUGCGGCUGCGGCUAAACGAGCUCGAGGAAAACUACAGAUCGCUGCACGAUGCUGUCGUGCAAACGAGGCUCGACACGACUAGGAACGACGCCCGCGUUGAGGCGCCGAGCAACGGGGGCAGUCCCGAGGACGUUGUCGUGAUAUACAACAGGGUGCCGAAGACUGCCUCCACCAGCUUCGUGGGAUUAGUUUACGAUUUGUGCAAACAGAACAAGUACCAUGUGCUGCACAUCAACGUGACCAAUAAUAUGCACACCCUCACUCUCGCUAAUCAGGUCCAAUUUGCGAACAACAUAUCAAACUGGAAUUCUAUAAAACCAGCAUUUUAUCACGGGCAUAUGGCAUAUUUAAAUUUUGAAAAAUUUGGUAUUAAUCGUACGCCUUUGUAUAUAAAUUUAUUAAGGAAGCCUUUAGAUAGAUUUGUAUCUUACUAUUACUUUUUACGAUAUGGCGAUAAUUUUAGGCCCCAUCUGAUAAGAAAGAAACAUGGAGAUACAAAGACAUUUGACGAAUGCAUAAACAUUGGUCAACCUGACUGUGAUCCUAAUAAUAUGUGGCUACAGAUUCCAUUUUUAUGCGGCCACGACCCAGCUUGUUGGGAGAUUGGUAAUAGCUGGGCAUUAGAUGAAGCCAAACGAAAUCUACAAAGACAUUACUUCCUAAUUGGUGUGACAGAGGAGUUAAAUGACUUUGUGGAGGUAUUGGAAAAUGUAUUACCACGAUUUUUCAAAGGAGCGUACAACUUUUUUUUACAUAACAACAAGUCACAUUUACGACAAACUACUCAAAUCAAUCCAUUAGCUGAGACAGUAGAGAAGAUUCAGCAGUCGGUUGUCUGGAAAAUGGAAAAUGAAUUGUAUAAUUUCGCUUUGGAACAUUUUCAUGCUGUAAAAAGACGACUUAUAAAUGCUUCCCCUCAAGAUGCAAAUCAACGCUUUAUGUACGAAAAGAUACGGCCAAAAUAAAUCUCUACUUUUUUAUAUAAAACUUUA
Molecule: messenger RNA, 1312 nt
Organism: Nylanderia fulva
Lineage: Eukaryota; Metazoa; Arthropoda; Insecta; Hymenoptera; Formicidae
Product: heparin sulfate O-sulfotransferase
Cellular component (GO): membrane
Molecular function (GO): heparan sulfate 2-sulfotransferase activity
Source: RefSeq, a predicted model, not a curated record